This is a messenger RNA of Marasmius oreades (fairy-ring Marasmius), 387 nucleotides long. RefSeq lists its product as uncharacterized. Lineage: Eukaryota; Fungi; Basidiomycota; Agaricomycetes; Agaricales; Marasmiaceae. The transcript has a single exon. The record is from RefSeq and is a predicted model, not a curated record. Bases 1 to 387 code for a protein of 128 amino acids.
AUGUUUCACAAUGAGACAGACAUCGCGAUUUUGAGAUCCGUGAGCAAAAUGCAUGCAUUUACUGUGGUUGGGAUAUCAGACACAUCAUUCCAUAAGCUCAUCCUGGGUUGCCCGAAGCUCAAGAUUCUAGCGCUUCAUUCUCUCUCCCUUACAAAACCCACACCCCAGGGUUCAUCAGCAUCCAUCUUGAUGAACUUCCUUUGGUCGCUUACACUUGAUUUCAUUGCUUCUAAUGUUGUUGACAUUUUCACACACAUUCUUGCUCCCAACCUCGAAUACCUAGAGGUUUCAGCAGGCGGGCGUGCAAUCAGUCUUGUCAAUGCUCUUCCUAUCACAUCUUCUCAGAAACUGAAACUUGUUGGAGUGACUAGGAGAUUAGGCCAUUAA